Daucus carota subsp. sativus is the source of this 673-nucleotide messenger RNA. Its product is annotated as 14 kDa proline-rich protein DC2.15. The coding region runs from base 73 to 450 and encodes 125 amino acids. The record is from RefSeq and is a predicted model, not a curated record. NCBI's taxonomy places the organism in Eukaryota, Viridiplantae, Streptophyta, Magnoliopsida, Apiales, Apiaceae. The transcript has a single exon.
AACAUAAACUUCUCUCGGAGCAACACAAGUACUAAAAGCAAAUUGAGGAGAUAACCAAUCAGGUUCUCGAGAAUGGAAUCCAAGAAAACAGCUUCAUUAACCCUUCUUCUGGCCCUCAACCUUGUCUUCUUUGCCGUGGUCAGUGCCACUGGCGUUACUCCUAUACCAGGUUCCACGGCUUCGACUUAUUAUCCUGUAAGUAAAUGUGAUCCAUUGAAGUUAGGAAUCUGUGCCAAUGUGCUUAACUUGGUUGAUGUUGUUGUCGGAUCCCCUCCAACAUUGCCAUGCUGCAGUCUCAUUGAAGGCCUUGUUGAUCUUGAGGCUGCUCUGUGUCUAUGUACUGCCAUUAAAGCCAACAUUCUCGGAAUCAAAUUGAAUGUUCCUAUUGCACUCAGCUUGGUUCUUAAUAACUGCGGCAAGGAACUCCCAUCUGGUUUUGAGUGUUACUAGAAUAUCAUCUUCAUGGGGGUCGUUGCUCGAUAUUUGCACCUUCAAUUUGGUUCACUAAAGUUUGAUUAUCUUAAAUGUUAGUAUGUAUUGACGGUAUCUGAUCUUUAAUUCCCUUUGUUUGAAUGUUAUGUUUUUAACGUUAUGAACAUAAGUCAACUUAUUUCUGUUUCUGUUCCUCCUGACAUUGUAUCUUCAAUAUUUUCUAUCUAACGGAAAAUCUUCC